Messenger RNA from Closterium sp. NIES-65, 1779 nucleotides. The record is from the annotation of a GenBank genome assembly. NCBI's taxonomy places the organism in Eukaryota, Viridiplantae, Streptophyta, Zygnematophyceae, Desmidiales, Closteriaceae.
AUGCUACACUCACCGGUGUUCCCUCUUGCUUACCCCUCCCCCGCGUCCCUCCCCCCUGCAUGUCUUUUCCUUGCACCACUCUCCCCGUCCCUAUCACCGUUUCCUCCGCCCACCCAUCUCCCCAUGCCUCUCUUCCCUCCCCCCCUUCCCCUUCCGCUUUCUCCCUCUCUCCUCUUUCUCCCUCUCUCCUCUUUCUCCCUCUCUCCUCUUUCUCCCUCUCUCCUCUUUCUCCCUCUCUCCUCUUUCUCCCUCUCUCCUCUUUCUCCCUCUCUCCUCUUUCUCCCUCUCUCCUCUUUCUCCCUCUCUCCUCUUUCUCCCUCUCUCCUCUUUCUCCCUCUCUCCUCUUUCUCCCUCUCUCCUCUUUCUCCCACCUCUUUCCGCUUUCUCCCUCUCUCCUCUUUCUCCCACCUCUUUCCGCUUUCUCCCUCUCUCCUCUUUCUCCCACCUCUUUCCGCUUUCCACCUCUCUCCUCUUUCUCCCACCUCUUUCCGCUUUCCACCUCUCUCCUCUUUCUCCCACCUCUUUCCGCUUUCCACCUCUCUCCUCUCCCACCCCCAGCUGAUGAACGCGAACGGCAUAGUGGCGCUGCCAGUGGCGGCACCGCCGGGGAAGUGGCUGGGGGCGGGCGGGGCGAACAUCGUGGACGGGGAGAAGCAGUACAUUGGAGUGGUGAGCAUGGCGGACGUGGCAAUGCAUGUGGUGAGGGAGGCAGCGAGGCCAGCAGCGCUCAAGGCGGGGGUGGUGAGCCUCAUCGGCAACUCGCCUGAGGGGCUCUCGCUCUGGGUCGCCUCCACCUCCACGCCCUUAGUGGACGCCAUGGAGCCGCUAAGCAAGGGCAUUCACCGGCUGCUCGUGCGCUGCCCCAUCGCCCCCCCUGCUGCCCCAUCUCCUGCCUAUGCUGCUCCGACUGCCAUGACCUUUGGCCACGCCACCCCUGAGGCACCUGAGACUCAGGGAUCGCCAGCAGCAGAAGGUGGAGCAGAAGCAGCAGACGCAACAGGAGGAGAAGCAGCGGCGGCAGAAGGAGAAGCAGGAACAACAGAGGAAGCAUCAGAUGCGGCUAGGCCGGCCACAGGAGCAGAAUCAGAAGCAGCAGCACCACCCCUGGCUCUCAAGCACUCCUACCACUUUGUCUCCCAGACUGACGUGGCAGCCUUCCUGCUGCUCCACGUGGACGCGCUGGGUGACGUGGCACAGCGCACUGUGGAGCAGCUAGGCCUCGCGGACCCGCUCUUCCCGCCCCUCGCUAUAGUGUCGGGCAUUACAGUCACUGCCGCGCUCAGGCUCAUGCAGCGCGCUGGUGGCGUGAGAGCGGUGGCUGUGGUGGCGGGGAGUGCGGAGGAGGAGGAGCGGAUGGAGGAGGGCGAGGGGUCUGGUGCUGCAUCUGCUGCUGGUGCUGACGUGGCAGGAGGAAGGGGAGGAGGAGGGGGUGGGGCAGGGAGGGGGAGGGAGCGGGGAGAAGCAGGGUGGGUGAGGGGUGGCCGGCUGCUGGGGACUCUGUCAGUGUCGGAUCUAAGAGGCAUGGACGCGGAGACUUUAGCUCAGCUCACAUCCAUGAAGGUGCGGGACUUCCUCGCUCACAUGGCGUCGCUCUCCCCCGAGGGUCGGCGCCCGUCCAUCACGUGCCGCAUGGCGGCGCCCCUGGCGGAGGUCAUGGCUCUCGCAGCCACCAACCGCGUGCACCGCGUGUGGGUCACGGGGGAGGACGACGAGCUGCUGGGGGUGGUGUCACUCACUGACGUUAUCUCGGCUUGCAGACGGGCAGGUGGACACUGGUAG